CUUUGAACCAAAAACUGUCCCUCUGCUAGAGAACCGAAACUCUGGGAAACUUCUGCACUGCAACAGCACGACGGGAACUGGAGCUGCGAGAUCGGAAUAGAAACGGAUUAUACAGGGAGAGAAAGUGCGAGCAAAUCCCGGACUGUCACAGGCAGAGAGAAAGCGGGCGACCCCCAGAUUGUUGGAGGAAGACAGAGACAUACACAGACUGUCAGAGACAGAGAGAGACAGUCCCAGACAGACUGAGAGGGAGACAGACUAUCAGAGAGAGAGAGAGUCGGUCACAGACAGACAGAGACAGACAAAGACUGUCAGAGAGACAGACAGGGAGAGAGAGAGAGAGACAUACUGUCAGAGUGAGAGAGACCGUCACAGACAGGCAGACACAGACUGUCAGAGAGAGACACAGACUGUCAGAGAGAGAGAGAGACGGUCACAGAGGCACAGAGAGAGAGACACAGGCUGUCAGAGAGAGAGACACACACACAGACAGUCACGGACAGACAGAGAGAGACACAGACUGUCAGAGAAAGAGAGAGAGAGACAGAUGGUCACAGACAGAGAGAGACACAGACGGUCACAGACAGACGGAGACGCAGACUGUCAGAGACAGAGAGGGAGAGAUCGAGAGAGAGACACACGGACUAAAACAAGGGGAGACCUAGACUGUCACAGACAGAGGGAGAGAACCAGACUAUAUGUCUCUCACACACACACUUCGUCACUCACUCACACAGACUGAGUGACAGAGAUAGGGAGACUCAGGCUGUCAGACACACACAGACUGUUAGAAACGGUGACACUGAGAGAGAUUGCCAUUGUCAGGCAGAGAGACAGGGAGUUAUUACCAAGUACAGUUCAAGCAGCAGAAUGAGUUGUGGAUAAAACUGUAAAUAACGCCUGUGGUUAUUUUUCUGGAGUUUAUUUCAUCGGCACCAUCUUUAAUAUGAAUGCCUGAUUCUAGUUUUUAUUUUUGAAGAUUUCUGAGGGAUCGGCAGUGGUUUCAUUUCUGGUGUUAGUCGCGUCGGAGGAGACCACUGUAAGGAUCAUGAAGCUCUGAGUAUGAGAGGGGACAUGAAGAGUGGGCAGAGGCCGAGUUCCCUCCCCAGUGAUCGGAAUGAGUCGGGUUCUCUCGGGUUUCACACACAUUCUGCUGCUGGCCUUCUCGGGAUAUGCUGUUUUUGCUGAAGUUAAUUAUCGACUUUCAAAGCAACCUUGGCACGUGGCCCUAAGUAACCAGACUGUUCAGGUUGACCUCAAAGAAGUGGGUAAUGCAAGUGUACAAAACCUAACUGUGUCUCUCAUCGACAUUAACCGAAACCGAACUGUUGCCACAAAAGUAAUCACUGGAAACCAGUCCCAGAGUUCUGUGGAGUUUGAGUGUUUUCAUUUCAAUUAUGCUGGCAACUUUGAGUUUAGAGUCACGGAUUUUACAAGCAACAGCACAGCUCAGUGGGCAACUGAGUCAUUUCACGUCAAGUGGCCAGAAUUUCACACUGAAGUGACAAGGAAAACAGUCUCACAGAGCGUUUUCCAGAUCCGAGUAUUUACUCGUGAAUAUUUAUGCCCAUGGAAAGUAAAUAUAUCGACACUAAUCCUGGAAGUUACAAGGAUUGAAUUCAAUGAACCUGGAGCUUAUAAUGCUGACAAAGCGUUAAAGAAAACGAUAAAUAAAGAAAUUGUAUUGUCUAAUUCUCAGUGGGUCAUAUUUGAUUGUACUGAUUUCAGCCAAGAUGCACUUGUAAUGAUUUCCCUGAGAUCUCCCAGGACCAAUUCAGUGAUCUUAUCAAAAGGGCCACUAGUAUUUACCCAAAUUGUUGGAUAUAAACUGCUUGUCAAUCAUUUGAGAACAGCUACAUGUGAAUCAUCUGCAGAGAUUGGUGUAGUGACACCACCUUGCACCCACUUACCGGGCAAGAUUUCUGUGUAUAAAAAACAAAGAGGGACUUCGUUUGGAAGACAGAGUUUUGUAGCUGAGAAGUGGCUGCGUCCCAGGGAUAACAAAACCGAAUUUGACUGCUCUCUGUUUGACACGGGGAAAAAUAACUACUGCUUCGAAUAUGUUAGUAUUCUGAAUCACAGCCACACUUCCACCAAAGCUGUAAAUUGUGUUACCCUUCAGAAACACACAGAAAGAGGGAGUGUUUGGCUGUCUUGGAGUCCGUGCAGUGUGACUUGUGGUGACGGAGUACGUGAGAGAUACCGACAAUGUGUUGUGUCCUUCUCGGGGACAAUUCCUUGUAAUGGGGAGGAGAAAGAAGUCUCCCCCUGUUCACUUGUGGAUUGUGCAGGGCAGGAAUCUGGAACCGUUCACAAUGAAGCAUAUAACACAGGCAAUAUAGUAACGAUCACAGGCAUUUCUCUCUGUCUGGUGAUAAUCAUUGCCACCGUUGCCAUCACUGUACGGACAAAACUAUCACGUAAGAAACAAAGCUGCAGUACUGCAGGAAGACAGGGCUCGGGGCCUCAGCAUAGUUUCAGGAAAACCCUUGAAAAUGAAAGAAACUUCUGUGAUAUGAGUCAUCAACAUGACUUUUUAGCUGACAAUGUUGCCCCGCUAAAGCUCAAUGAUGGUAUGGAUAUUCCUCUGACAUACAGGAGGAGCCAACAUUUCCUUUCAAAUCAGGACUCACAGGCUGAAGAAAACCCAGGGCAGCAAAGUGCUCAGAAAGUGAUCCCUCCUAUAUUUGGAUAUCGUUUGGCACAUCAACAAUUGAAAGAAAUGAAAAAGAAAGGGAUAACAGAAGCAACUCAGGUAUAUCAUGUUACACAGCACCCUCUAGAUGACACGAUCAUUAAUGAAGGAGGAGCCCCAAUUACAGAAGUAGAUCAAACUAAUGCUACCACAAUCAUUGCACCCCACAUGGACAAGGAAAGCAACAUAGAAAGUAGCAUAAACAGAUUUCGUAUUAAAUCUCCAUUCAUAGAUCAGAAGUCAAUUUAUUACAACCAGCAAACAGAAAAAGCAAACCAUAGGAUGGAUUAUACAAUUCAACCAUUUCCAGAGCCGUUUGUUGACUAUUUCCUGCCAUACCAAAUGCCACAAGUAAACAGCAUGGGACCUAAUAGCCAAGCAAGUAAUAAAACACUUCCAGGUAGGCCCGGAAAGUUCAGGCAUUGUGAGACUGAGAUAGAGAUGUGUGAAAAAGGGAAUGGCAGAAAUCCUAAUUUUAGGAGAACAUCUAGCUUCAAUGAAUGCAAAACUGCAAAGUUCUACAGAGAAAGAAGUCUGUCCAAUUGUACGCAGAAGCUUCCAUCCCUGUCUCACUCCAGAACUAUGUGUAGGCCAGCAGCUGUGACUGACAGAUCCACUUGUGACAAAGCUAUAGCUCAGUUCAGAUUUAGUAGUGCUAACUCAGCAAAAUAUCAUUGCAGUGCAUUUGCAACAGAGCCCUCAAAAAAUUACAAGAAAAGUAGUCAGCCUGGGGCACUGACUUGUAAAACUGAGCUGACAAGUGAUCAGCAAAUGACAAGUGGUAUUCUUAAUAACUCAGAAACCUACAGAGGCAAGAGAAGAUCGAGCACAUCAACGAACAGAUAUAAAUUGACUCCUAAAGUCAGUGAUCCCAACUCUGAGAAUUGUUUCAAACAGGCGUCUCCACGGAGCAAUCCAUUACCUCGUCAGCAAUACAGAUAUGAUAGAUGUCAAAGUUUCCCUUCUGAUCCCAACUUUCUCCUGUAUGACAACUCUGGUUUUGAGUUAACUACGUCAGAGCAGCAGAUAAUUGAUUUGCCAGCACAUUUUAGUUCACAUGUAAACGAAGAUGAAGAAGACACCAGUACUUUAAGUAACGAAAAGCUGGUGAUCUGAGAAACUUGAAAAAAGAAACUUCUAAAAUUUAAGUAAAAUAAUUGUUUGUGUCUUAAUCUUAGCCUGCCUUGUUUAAGUGACUUUAUCUUGUUAAUAAAAAGAGAUUUUUUAUAAGGAGAAUUUCCUCUUGAAAAUGAGAAUGUACCCUUAAGCAAGAAUAGCUCUUCUCUGCAUUCUUCCCUGAUCUUGACCUUAGAUUUGCCAACUUUGAAUUCUAUAGGGGCACUAUCUGAUUUUCAUUUCUUGAUGCAGGAAGAGAGUUGGAUUCCAGGGAAGAAAAUUUUUAAUGAAAAAUUUGUGCAGAAUUUUCAAAGCAACUUUGCCAAAAUUAGUUGAAGGAUAAAUUGUUAACCUCAUUGUAACCUUAAUUGUUACUGAGCUGUGUGUUCUACUGAUAUUGAUGACCCAGCUAAGCGCAGUGGUACUUUUCAUUUUCAAAAGAACCUCAAUGCAUAGGGUAUUAUUUGGAUUUAUGUGCAAAUAUGCACAUCUGAGGUCUAUGUGCAAAGGUUUUAGAUAUGCAAUUGUGUUUCUAUGUGGUGACUUUUGUUUA
Messenger RNA from Stegostoma tigrinum, 4364 nucleotides. RefSeq names its product thrombospondin type-1 domain-containing protein 1. Bases 1118 to 3811 code for a protein of 897 amino acids. The record is from RefSeq and is a predicted model, not a curated record. Gene Ontology annotation, cellular component: cell periphery. Lineage: Eukaryota; Metazoa; Chordata; Chondrichthyes; Orectolobiformes; Stegostomatidae. The transcript is spliced from 5 exons.